GUUUCGAACACACACCUCUCUCUCUCACACACAUAUAUUCUCACUAGGGAAGAUAGAAUGUCUGGCCUUUGGGCUAUUCUCGUUGUUUUCUUAGCGUUCAUGGUCCUAAGCGUGCAAGAAACAAAUGGUGCAGUUCCAAGAAAGCUUCAAAGAGAGAUCAACUUAAUAAAUAGUAACGGUCCAUAUGUGGGGUUGGUGAUACCCAACACCUUUGAGAUGAACCCUCUCCUUCAAUCUCCAUCCUACAUUCCUAACGAAAUCAUGUCAUACAUUGAUUUUUCUGGGAGGAGAUUUCGGUUCGGUACUAUUGAGGGCAAGAAGGUUAUAUUGGUCAUGACAGGGCUCGGCAUGAUUAAUGCAGGUAUAACAACACAGCUGUUGCUAAGUUUGUUUAACAUAGAGGGAGUAGUGCACUAUGGAAUAGCCGGAAAUGCAAACCCAUCUCUCAACAUUGGAGAUGUAGCUAUCCCUAAGUAUUGGUCCCACACAGCUCUUUGGAAUUGGCAGAGGUAUGGAGAUGGCCCUGAAAAUGAACUAGCUCUUGAGGUGAAUGGGGACUACACAAGGGAAUUUGGGUACUUGAAAUUUUCAGAUUACACUACAGUAAAUGAAACCAAGACCAGGAGAUUGUUUGAGAAUCUCUUGAACAAUGUUUGGUAUCAACCAGAAGAAGUGUUCCCAGUAGAUGGGACCCCUGAAAGUAGAGAGCAUGCCUUUUGGGUUUCUGUUGAUAAACACUACUAUGCAAUUUCAAAGAAGUUAAAGGGUUUGAAGCUAGAAAGUUGCAUAAACUCCACCACCUGUUUGUCAAACACCCCGAAGGUGGUAACCGUUCUCAGAGGAGCGAGUGCAAACAUUUACCUCGACAAUGCCGCCUACCGGAGCUUCAUAUACAACAAGUUCCAUGUCAGCCCAGUGGAUAUGGAGAGUGCUUCUGUCGCGCUCAUAUGCCUACAACAACGGGUCCCAUACAUUGCGUUCAGGGCCCUAUCAGAUCUUGCCGGAGGAGGGUCUGCAGACUCGAAUGAGGCGGCCACCUUCACUUCUCUCGCCGCCACUAAUUCCGUUACGGUUGUGAUUGAGUUCAUUAAGGAGCUGUUUGUUUCACCAGUUACCUCGGUAAUGUAAUCGUAAUUAGGCCGUUAUUGCGGUUUACUUUACCUAUCACCUGUUGUUAGAGGAAACUGACUUCCUAUGAUGGUGUUUGUUCUCGAUGUAUGCCUUGGUAUUAGCAGAAUAUGAGCCCUUGUGGCUCUUUAAAUAAAACUGGGUGAAUGUCUAAUCAUGUAAUAACA
This is a messenger RNA of Magnolia sinica, 1295 nucleotides long. RefSeq names its product bark storage protein A-like. The transcript is spliced from 5 exons. The record is from RefSeq and is a predicted model, not a curated record. Lineage: Eukaryota; Viridiplantae; Streptophyta; Magnoliopsida; Magnoliales; Magnoliaceae. Bases 58 to 1128 code for a protein of 356 amino acids. Gene Ontology annotation, biological process: nucleoside metabolic process. Gene Ontology annotation, molecular function: catalytic activity.